This is a messenger RNA of Drosophila bipectinata, 952 nucleotides long. It is a transcript of the gene Dnali1, whose product is annotated as Putative inner dynein arm light chain, axonemal Dnali1. Gene Ontology annotation, molecular function: dynein heavy chain binding. Gene Ontology annotation, cellular component: axoneme; filopodium. NCBI's taxonomy places the organism in Eukaryota, Metazoa, Arthropoda, Insecta, Diptera, Drosophilidae. The record is from RefSeq and is a predicted model, not a curated record.
CAAGCAAAUCGUUGAAAAAAUCGAACAACUCAUUUCAAAAACACACAAGCUUCGAUAAGGUCUAAAAGACUUAUAAUUUUAAAUUAUAAAAAGAUAUAAAAUAUCGCAAUGGACGAACUAGACAUUACCAGCGUGGGCCAGUUCCAGACCCUGGUGCGCUACAACAACCCGGUGCUGGUGGUCAAGCACCCGGACAAGAAGGGUGCCCCACUGACUGAGAUUGAGAUGAAAAGACCACAAACCGCGGGAGCGUUACUAGAUACCAAGAAGGAAACUGAAGAAAUAUUGAACUCCAUUUUGCCGCCACGAUGCUGGGAAGAAGAUGGUCAGCUAUGGCAACAGUCGGUGUCCAGCACCCCAGCCACGCGCCAGGAUGUGAUUAAUCUUCAGGAGAUGCUGGACACGAGACUGCAACAGACCCAGGCUCGCGAAACGGGUAUUUGCCCUGUGCGGCGUGAGCUUUACUCGCAGUGCUUUGACGAAAUCAUUCGCCAGGUGACUAUCAACUGCUCAGAACGUGGCCUUUUGUUGCUGCGCAUCCGCGAUGAGAUCGCCAUGUCAAUGGAGGCCUAUGAAACACUGUACUGCAGCUCGGUGGCUUUCGGCAUGCGCAAAGCCCUACAAGCCCAUGAAGAGAAGGAAAUGCUGCGGGACCGCGUUAAGACACUAGAGCUGGACAAGGAGGCGCUCGAAGAGAUCAUUGCUGACAUGAAGCUAAAGCAGGAACAGGCGGAACGUCGCAAUGCUGAGCUGCGGGCUUCUGAAGAGAAGAAGUUUACCGAGGAGAUAACCUUCUUGAAGAAGACGAAUGCCCAGCUGAAGGCCCAAUUGGAGGGCAUCACCGCACCCAAGAAGUAGAGUAAAAGUUUAGUUUUAAAGGUGUGGUCUAUGUUUUUGUCGCUUAAAAAUUGUUGUAACUUGUUCAAAUAAAAUUAUUGGAGCAUCUCAAUAA